GUAUGAUCAUUCUUGCUGCAGCACAUACACUUGUUAUCCCUGCACAUUGAGUUAACUGCCGAGACUUUCAACUCACAGACUGCGUUGACGGUGCAUAAUCUCCGCCUUUUACUGUGUCUGCUGCACUUUAGCUCUCUAUAACCAUGUCCCUAGCUUCUCAGAUGGGCUCGAUGCGGAUAAAGGACCCGGAGGAGAUCGAACGUUUGGUAAAGGAGAACAAUGAGCUGAAACGACAGAUCGCAGGAGGCGGCGCCAGCUCUUCUUACCAGAUCCCCUACGAGGACCUGGAGGUGCAAGACCAAAUCGGCGGUGGCGGCUUCUCCCUCGUCUACCGCGGCUUCUGGAAGGGCACGCCGGUGGCCAUCAAGAAGUGGUUCGACCCCAACCAGUCGGAGCAGAUGGUGCAGGAGUUCAGGGAGGAGGUCAUGACGCUGGCCGAGCUGCGCCACCCCAACGUGCUGCAGUUCCUGGGCGCCUGCAUGCGCCCGCCGCACCUGGCCAUGGUGACGGAGCACAUGCCCUUCAGCCUGCACCAUGUUCUGUACGGCGCGGGGGUGGAUCUGGAUCGCAAGAAGAUCGUGGGGCUGGCGCAGGACAUUGCAAGGGCAUUCGUGUACCUGCACUCCCGGCGCCCCGCGGUGGUGCACCGAGACAUCAAGCCCGCUAACUUCCUGGUGGACCGGGCGUGGAAGGUCAAGGUGUGUGACUUUGGUCUGGCCUCCAACAGCAAGGCCCAGGCGGGUGCAGGCACUCCGCAGUACAUGGCGCCCGAGCUAUAUGAAAACAAGCCCUACAACGAGAAGGUUGACGUGUACGCCUUCGGAGUGAUGCUGAACGAGCUGGUUGCCAAGGAGCCGCCCUUCUCGGGGCUGGCGCUGGGGGCCAUCCGGGAGGCGGUGCUGGAAGGGAAGCGGCCGGACGUGCCGCUGUCCUGCCCCAAGUUGAUCUCCGACCUGGUUAAGCGCUGCUGGGCCCAGGCGGCCGACUCGCGACCCAGCUUCGCGCAGAUCCUGGAGGCGCUCAAAGAGGUGGCCAAGGCGGUGUGAGGGACCCGUGUGUGAGGAAUAAAGGGAGAGGAAAAGGAACCGUGGUCAAGUAUGGGGAGGGAGACAAAGUGGAAGAAAUGAUGAACCAUGGCCAAGGCUGUGUGAGGGAGGGUCAGGGCAUGAGGUUGUGGGAAGCGCAGGCGGUGUGGAUGUGAGAAGAUGGGAGAGGAGGAGCUGACGUGCAGCGGUGAAGGACGGCAGGCGCGCGUCGGAGACAGGAUGAUGCAGGGGGGUUAUACGGCAGUUAGCAAAGGCGGUUGGAAGGAGAGGGGGUUGAAGAGGAGCCUGUCUCUUCCACCCGCAGGGCCGCCGUACAGGCGUGUGUACUGCGGGAUGUGUGUUUGGUAAGUGGCCGCGAGUCGAAACAGUGGCCGUGUCCUACAUGCGCAUACAUGUGGACAUUCGGCAUGCAUGCACACAUGGGGGUGAUGGGAGCCACGUGCGUUCGCAUUAGGUAGCGCUGUGUUAACGUAGGUUGCGGUGCGGUGUGGUGUGGGAGAAGAGGGGCGGGGAGCAAUGCAGCAGGAGGAGGAACGUAACGCGGAACGCGCCGCAUCCUUCCAGCAUGGUGGUAUACCGGUAGAUACCCUGAUGUCGUGUGUCGCAUUGACCUGGUGGAUAUGGUUGUGUGAAUGUCAGGGAUGGUGAUGAUGGUGGUGGUAAGGAUGGUUGUGAUGGCAGUCAGUGCCGCACGGUUGCUUCUGGCAUCCGUCCAAUAGGAUCCAUGACCACUAUGCAUGAGGGUCACAGUUUAUACGCGGCCAUUCAACAGCGCGUGCAUGCAUGCAUGCCCUGCGUCGUUCCGGUUAGGAGAGCUGCCUUCCGAGAUGCACAUUGCAUUGCACAGAAGGUGCAUGGAGACAGCAGCACUCUCCAGCCCCCGGCUGACGCGUUCCUUGUCCGGCGUCCCUUCUUUCAGCUAGUUUAUGAUUGACUCGUGUCUUGCACGGCUCUCAGUGUUUCACGGUGAAUAAGUGAUGCGCAUUCUCGCAUGCGAGCAGUGUUUGGGGCCCGUCUGCUGCGAGGGAAUAGCGGAUAAACGGCGGCACGGCAGUAUGACGUCGACGGUCGCAAUCAUGGUCAUCUUUGUCAUCGUCACCAAACGAAGCUCGAACAAAUAAGCCACGACCACCACAUACUCAAAUCGCAAUAAAAAAUAGAAAGCUCUAGUCGAUUUAAUUGUUUGCCGGCUUG
Molecule: messenger RNA, 2240 nt
Organism: Astrephomene gubernaculifera
Lineage: Eukaryota; Viridiplantae; Chlorophyta; Chlorophyceae; Chlamydomonadales; Astrephomenaceae
Source: the annotation of a GenBank genome assembly